GUUUUCAGCUAUAUGGCCCCAAAAAUAAAAGUACCUGCCAACUUUGGUGUAGAACACAUCAACUCUCCUGUACACGGAAAUCUGCUUCUGAAGUUGAGAGAUGGACAAGAGAUCAGAACUAAUUCCAUGAUCAUGUCCUACAACAGUCCUGUUAUUGAGAACCUCGCCACCAACCUGUUUCAGUCCACGCUAGAAAUGGAUGAUUUCACAAAGCCAGCAGUCGACUGUUUUGUUGAAGCGCUUUACUCUGGCGAAGUUGAUAAACUAGAAAAAGACAUCUUUGAAGAAGUGAAUAAGAUGGCACAUGUAUUCGAUGUGUCCUGGUUGACUAAGAGAUGUCUAAAGUUUUACAAAGCAGAGGUACUGAAGUUUGAGAACAACUCGUACGAAGAGAUUUUAUUUGCUUGCGAGAUAGCUAGCAGGGCGCAUUACAAUUUGAAAGACAGCAGAUAUGUCAGCUGCUUUGUGAGGAAUGUUACUUUCAGUGGUAACGGUAAAUUUAUCUUCUUACAGAGAUAUAUGGCUGGAUUUGCUGAGCUGUCAAAACGUCGGAUUGACAUGUCCUUAGCUAUUGCUGCUAACGAUCUGAACAUGAUCAGCAAUUGCCUUAUAUCCUAUGUUUCCCUAGCCUUAAAAUGCAAGGAAUUGGAUGAUAAUUCUCUGUACAUGCUUCAAAAGCUGGAUGUCCAGAAGUUUAGCCGUACUUUUCGCUCUGAAUUGAAUGAACUAUCUGACUUCCUUGCUGCUUUAUCUGAAGAUUCUGAAUGUGCUGAAAUGAAAGCGGUUGUAGAGAAGUUUGUUAAAAAUAAAAGGAUAAAAACUGAAGAGUCAAGUAGCUCUAAAGAAGAGCUAGAAGUUGAUGAAAAUACUGAAGAUUUUCAAGACAUUGAUGGUGAGGAUUGUAAAGAUGUUGCUAAUCAAACUGAGGAAAUAGAAUCAGGUUGGAUACAGUGUGUUAAGAGUACAUGGUAUACCCUGUCACACUACGAACCAGUACAGAUGAUAACUAAAACUACAGAAUCAGUGAACCAGAUUAUUGUGUGGUAUACUCUAUCUGGAGAAGAUAGAAGUAGUGAGAAAGAAAUUCUGAUUUAUAGAGCUGGAACCAAUCAGUGGAGUUAUUGUAUUAGGGGAUGUACUCCAUGGGGUGUCAAUAAACAGUUUCUAAAUAAUGUACCAGCUGAUAAAUUCAAACACUGGAUAAUAACCAAAACUUCUACACACCUAAAGGUUGUGUGUAACAGAGUGACAGUUCUCAAUUUCAACUUUGCUACUGACUACAAACCAGGUUCUGAGAAUAGUCACCAGGUUUGGUUGAAAAGGUGCACGAAUAUACGACUUGUUAAUGGUCAUGAUAAUUACUUGUUUUAAAUACAGGCGGUUAAUUUCUGUGUAUUAGUAAUACCAAUCUAACAUCUAAACUCUCAUUAUUACAGUGAAUAUUCUUUCAGAUUAAUUAUAGCAUUAUUGUAUCCAACAAC
This is a messenger RNA of Bolinopsis microptera, 1481 nucleotides long. RefSeq lists its product as uncharacterized. Lineage: Eukaryota; Metazoa; Ctenophora; Tentaculata; Lobata; Bolinopsidae. The coding region runs from base 13 to 1371 and encodes 452 amino acids. Gene Ontology annotation, molecular function: protein binding. The transcript has 3 exons. The record is from RefSeq and is a predicted model, not a curated record.